Suillus fuscotomentosus is the source of this 609-nucleotide messenger RNA. RefSeq lists its product as uncharacterized. Bases 1 to 609 code for a protein of 202 amino acids. Lineage: Eukaryota; Fungi; Basidiomycota; Agaricomycetes; Boletales; Suillaceae. The record is from RefSeq and is a predicted model, not a curated record. The transcript is spliced from 4 exons.
AUGACUGUUGCGCCUAACUGGCGACACCCCCUCUCAGAACUUCGUACUUAUACAUUGGGACAUCGACGACCCCCUUUCAAUCCCCCGUACACUGAUUACAUUGUGUAUGAACAGCUAUGUCAUGAGUUUAUGAAUUGCCCCCAGGCGAGGGCUGCAUUUCUGCACGGGGGACUCAUAUGGCGGUUGGCUUUGCACAGCCUGGGUGUCGACCAUCUUCCAUCUGUCCUUGACUGUGGUCAGACUUACUAUGACGAUGGGUUGUUGUUGGAGGAAAUUGAUUUUAUGUGCAGAACAUACUACAUAGACCACCGUGAUGGCUCAGAGGUAGUUUCAUGGUGGCCUCAGCCCAACACUUGGAAUGUGUCAGGCUUGAACAUUGGUUUUUGGUCCGCUCGGUGGGAGGACUGGUUCCAAGUAUGUCUUGGCAACCUUCAAGAAGGGGUUUCCCGCAUGCGUCAUUCGCUCACCAAGGACACCAAUGGUCCAAUGACCUCCACGCAAUGGAAACGCUCCCUCAAAUUUCAACCUGCCACCAAUAAGAUCAUGCGCAACACUUCAGCAGCAUCUUAUGAUUUCAUGACAAAAAUACCAGUUUGGAGUCAGACAUAG